Molecule: messenger RNA, 1964 nt
Organism: Otolemur garnettii (small-eared galago)
Lineage: Eukaryota; Metazoa; Chordata; Mammalia; Primates; Galagidae
Gene: PACC1
Product: transmembrane protein 206
Exons: 8
Coding region: 165-1217 (350 amino acids)
Cellular component (GO): cell surface
Source: RefSeq, a predicted model, not a curated record
GAAGCGCAUGCGCCACGUGCCGCCACGCCUGGUCUCAGGGACGCCGCUCCGAACCGGUUUCGCUUAGCGGAGCCGACAGGUCCAGGCUCCGCAGCUGCGGUGCUGCCUGUUCUCGCCUCCUGGGCUGCUGCGGGCUCAGGUGUGCAGCAACUCUGGUCAGUACCAUGAUCCGGCAGGAGCGCUCCACAUCCUACCAGGAGCUGAGUGAGGAGUUGGACCAGGUGAUUGAGAACUCAGAGCACGCAGACGAGUUGGACAAGGAGACGAUCGAAGUUCAAGGUCCGGGUUUCUUACCAGGCCUGGACAGCGAGUCCGCCUCCAGCAGCAUCCGCUUCAGCAAGGCCUGCCUGAAGAAUGUCUUCUCGGUCCUGCUCAUCUUCAUCUACCUUCUACUCAUGGCCGUGGCUGUCUUCCUAGUCUACCAGACCAUCACGGACUUCCGUGAGAAACUCAAGCACCCUGUCAUGUCUGUGUCUUACAAAGAGGUGGAUCGCUAUGAUGCCCCAGGUAUUGCCCUCUAUCCUGGUCAGGCCCAGUUGCUCAGCUGUAAGCACCAUUACGAGGUCAUUCCCCCUCUGACCAGCCCAGGCCAGCCAGGUGACAUGAAUUGCACCACCCAGAGGAUCAACUACACGGACCCGUUCUCCAAUCAGACCAUGAAAUCUGCCUUGAUUGUCCAGGGGCCACGGGAUGUGAAGAAGCGGGAGCUGGUCUUCCUCCAGUUCCGCUUGAACAAAAGUAGUGAGGACUUCAGCGCCAUCGAUUACCUCCUCUUCUCUUCUUUCCAUGAAUUCCUGCAAAGCCCAGACAGAGUAGGCUUCAUGCAGGCCUGUGAGAGUGCCUAUUCCAGCUGGAAGUUCUCUGGGGGCUUCCGCACCUGGGUCAAGAUGUCACUGGUGAAGACCAAGGAAGAAGAUGGACGAGAAGCAGUGGAGUUCCGGCAGGAGACGAGUGUGGUUAACUACAUUGAUCAGAGGCCAGCUGCUGAAAAAAGUGCUCAGUUGUUUUUUGUGGUCUUUGAAUGGAAAGAUCCUUUCAUCCAGAAAGUCCAAGAUAUAAUCACUGCCAAUCCCUGGAAUACAAUUGCUCUACUCUGUGGUGCCUUCUUGGCAUUAUUUAAAGCGGCAGAGUUUGCCAAACUGAGUGUGAAAUGGAUGAUCAAAAUUAGAAAGCGAUACCUUAAAAGGAGAGGUCAGGCAACAAAUCACGUAAGCUGAAGUCGCCUUGCACUGUUCAUGGAACUGCACACAUUGAUGGAAGUUCUCAUUACUUCCAUGUUGAUAAACUGAGCUACCAUCAAUCCUGUACUCACUUGAAGAAAUGGGGCCUUGCUGGGAGGAACAGCAGCUUCUAACCUGGCCCCAAAGGAGACUGUUUAGAGCCUGAUCCGGAAGAUCCAAGGGGUAACCUAAAAGUUAUUUAAGUAUUUAAGUUAUUAAUGAUCAUUCUUAAGAGCUGUCUAAGGAGUCCUGAGUAGGGUUUAUGGAAGAUGCCUUUCUUCCCAUUUGGUUCAUUGGAUAGUGAAGCACUACCAGGAUAAUUCAAGGUUCUACUUUUUACCUUAGAUUUUCCCCUGAGGUUUUGAAAGUGGACAGAAAAGUGUGAUUUUCUUUUUCCAAAAAUCCUUACUAUCAAAAUAUGUGAGUCAUGCUUUGGAACCUACACACUGUACACAAAGAAAGGUAAAACUCUCACGACUUUGGCAUACUUGCCAUUGACAUUACCUAACCCCUGACAAGCUCUCUCAUUUGCUAAAUAUUAAAUGAGACUUUAAAGCUACUAGAAACUAGUAAUUACAUUUCUUAUGUCCUGACUAGCUACUUAACUUGUCUGCCUAGAAUAUUUGUUAAUACGAGUUUAGAGUCAUUAGCACUGAGAAGCACUUGGACAGAUGUACAUAGUAGAUGCCCAGUGUAUUUUGAUGUUUUCAUUAGUAGGUAAAUAACAGAUUGAUAGAAAAGGAA